Molecule: messenger RNA, 885 nt
Organism: Enhydra lutris kenyoni (northern sea otter)
Lineage: Eukaryota; Metazoa; Chordata; Mammalia; Carnivora; Mustelidae
Product: potassium two pore domain channel subfamily K member 16
Exons: 5
Coding region: 1-885 (294 amino acids)
Biological process (GO): stabilization of membrane potential; potassium ion transmembrane transport
Cellular component (GO): membrane
Molecular function (GO): potassium ion leak channel activity
Source: RefSeq, a predicted model, not a curated record
AUGCCCCGAGCUGGGCUCUGCAGCUGCUGGGGAGGCCGGGUUCUGCCCCUGCUGCUGGCCUAUGUCUGCUACCUGCUGCUCGGUGCCACUGUCUUCCAGCUGCUGGAGAAGCAGGCGGAGGCUCAGUCCAGAGACCAGUUCCAGUUUGAGAAGCUGCGCUUCCUGGAGAACUACACCUGCCUGGACCAGCGGGCCCUGGAGCAGUUUGUACAGGUCAUCAUGGAAGCCUGGGUGAAGGGUGUGAACCCCAAGGGCAACUCCACCAACCCCAGCAACUGGGACUUUGGCAGCAGCUUCUUCUUCGCAGGCACAGUUGUCACCACCAUAGGAUAUGGUAACCUGGCACCCAGCACGGAGGCAGGCCAGGUCUUCUGCGUCUUCUACGCCCUGGUGGGCAUCCCACUCAACGUGGUCUUCCUCAACCACCUGGGCGCAGGCCUGCAUGGCCACCUGGCUACCCUGGAGAGGUGGGAGGAGCAGCCCAGGCGCUCCCAGCUGCUGCAGAUCCUUGGCCUGGCUCUGUUCCUGACCCUGGGGACGCUGGUCAUUCUCAUCUUCCCGCCCAUGGUCUUCAGCCAUGUGGAGGGCUGGAGCUUUGGGGAAGGCUUCUACUUCGCCUUCAUCACUCUCAGCACCAUUGGCUUCGGGGACUAUGUUGUCGGCACAGACCCCAGCAAGCAUUACAUCUCCGUGUACCGGAGCCUGGCCGCCCUCUGGAUCCUCCUGGGCCUGGCAUGGCUGGCGCUGAUCCUCCCACUAGGCCCUCUGCUUCUGCACAGGUGCUCCCAGCUCUGGCUGCUCAGCAGGGGACUCAGCCUCAAGGACCGGGGAGCCCCCAAGAUAGAUGGGCUCCCCAGACCUCAGAAGAUCCCCAUCUCUGCGUGA